UACAUAUGAAUACAUACAGGUAUUUAGCUCCAGAAUAUGCUUCAAGUGGAAAACUAACUGAUCGAUCAGACGUGUUUUCAUUUGGAGUUGUGCUGCUCGAACUCAUAACCGGUCGCAAACCUGUUGAUACAUCUCAACCUUUGGGUGAAGAGAGUCUCGUUGAAUGGGCACGUCCACGAUUAAUCGAGGCCAUUGAAAAAGGUGACAUCAGCGAAGUAGUGGAUCCACGGCUGGAGAUGCAUUACAUUGAAGGUGAAGUCUAUAGAAUGAUCGAAACGGCAGCGUCUUGCGUUAGGCAUUCAGCUCUAAAACGACCUCGUAUGGUUCAGGUGGUAAGAGCUCUGGACACGCGAGAAGACUUGUCGGAUCUGACAAACGGAGUUAAAGUCGGUCAAAGUACGGUCUACAACUCGGGUCAAUACAGUAAUGAGAUUCGAAUUUUCAGACGAGCCUCUGAGGAUUCCUCGGAUCUCGGUAAUACUAACUCUGGCUACUACCCAAGCCAAGACUACACGACUAGCCAUGAAUCUGAGAGCCGAGCCUUCAACACAACUCACCGGAACCGCUGAAACCG
Molecule: messenger RNA, 574 nt
Organism: Camelina sativa (false flax)
Lineage: Eukaryota; Viridiplantae; Streptophyta; Magnoliopsida; Brassicales; Brassicaceae
Product: putative proline-rich receptor-like protein kinase PERK11
Biological process (GO): protein phosphorylation
Molecular function (GO): ATP binding; protein kinase activity
Source: RefSeq, a predicted model, not a curated record